Molecule: messenger RNA, 6050 nt
Organism: Acipenser ruthenus (sterlet)
Lineage: Eukaryota; Metazoa; Chordata; Actinopteri; Acipenseriformes; Acipenseridae
Product: growth hormone secretagogue receptor type 1-like
Exons: 2
Coding region: 481-1578 (365 amino acids)
Biological process (GO): hormone-mediated signaling pathway; G protein-coupled receptor signaling pathway
Cellular component (GO): plasma membrane
Molecular function (GO): growth hormone secretagogue receptor activity
Source: RefSeq, a predicted model, not a curated record
UUUUAUGAAUGAGAACACAAUGUUGAAUGUACCCUGUGCAGUGCAUUUGCUGUUCUGGCUCUAACAGACAGGAUAGGUUUUUUUCACAGACUUUGCAAGUCAGGAGAAAUUUUCUUUUCUUUUUUUAAACAAGUAUGGAAUACAUUUUGUGCAUUAUGUUCCAAAAUAAUUAUAAUGACAAACAGACACAAUUAGCGAGAGCAGUGUGACAUUAGAACUUUGCAGUUAAAAUGCAGAAUCAUUUAGCAUUUUUAAAGAAUCAUAUUUAUUGCCAACAUGGUAAACGCCAUCUUUUUAUCCUAAAACUUCACCGUUAUAUAAAUUAAUCAUUUGUAUGAACUCUUAGUUUUAAAGCAAAGGUACAUGUUUUUCCUACCAUGCCAUUAAAAUUUGGAGGCACCGACUGGGUUAAUAUCAGCACUGCCUAGAAGCACUGGGAUUAGCAUCUGUAUACCUCGAGUCCAGAGUUUGAGACUCAGGAUGUCAAACGAGACAGCAAAUGCUAACUGCUCGCACAACUGCAGCUGGGCUGAUACGGACAAUUGGGACAACUUAUCAUACUGGGAUACUGACUACCCAGUCAAUCUUUUUCCUAUCCCGGUUUUGACAGGAAUAUCGGCUACCUGCAUCUGUCUCUUCAUUAUCGGAACUGCAGGGAAUUUAAUGACAAUUUUGAUCGUCUCCAAAUUCAAGGACAUGAGGACAACUACCAAUCUCUACUUAUCCAGCAUGGCCUUUUCAGACCUCCUUAUAUUCCUCUGCAUGCCCUUGGACCUUUACAGAAUCUGGCAUUAUAGACCUUGGAAUUUUGGGGAAGUGCUUUGCAAGGUAUUCCAAUUCACCAGCGAAAGCUGCACGUACUCCACAAUCCUCAACAUAACAGCCCUUAGCGUGGAGAGAUACUUUGCCAUCUGUUUCCCACUACGGGCAAAAGUAGUUGUGACUAAGGGUCGCGUGAAAGGGGUAAUAUUGAUUAUCUGGAUAGUGGCAUUUGUCAGUGCUGGCCCCAUAUUCGUUUUGGUUGGAGUUGAACACGAGAACGGCACUGAUCCGUGGGAGACAAACGAGUGUAAGGCGACAGACUACGCUAUCCGGUCUGGGCUCCUUACUAUAAUGGUGUGGGUUUCCAGCAUAUUUUUCUUCUUGCCGGUGUUUUGCUUGACUGUGCUGUAUAGCCUUAUUGGAAGAAAGUUGUGCAAGAGAAAAAGGGAGACCAUAGGACCCAGCAUGUCCUCCAGAGAUAAGAGCAGCAAGCAAACUGUGAAAAUGCUGGUUGUGGUGGUGUUCGCCUUUGUACUCUGUUGGCUCCCUUUUCACGUUGGACGGUAUCUCUUCUCCAAAUCUUCAGAGGCUGGCUCUUUGUUAAUGUCUCAGAUCAGUCAGUAUUGCAACUUAGUCUCCUUUGUCCUCUUCUACUUAAGCGCAGCCAUCAACCCAAUUCUUUACAAUAUCAUGUCCAAGAAGUACCGGGUGGCUGCUUGCAAACUGUUUGGACUUAAACAAGUGCCAAGAAGGACAGCCUCUACCAUGAAGGAUGAAAGCACUCCUGCUUGGACAGAGACGAGCGUCAGCACGUGACCAACUUGUAAUGGAUCUCCUCCAAGCGACUGAUGAGCUAAUGAUACUUGACAUCAGCUUAAAACACGUACUCGCCUCUCAACUACAGAGAAGUUCAUCUUUGAACCGUAUGACUGGCAGUUCACGUCCAGCCAUGCCUUUCCGUUCAAUUCAAUGGGUCAAGAUGUCAAUUCAUGACAACCUCAUUGAACAGCUUUUUUUGCAAGAAGAUUUGAAUUUGUGUGCCAAAAGAAGUCAUAUAAAUUGGAGACCAGUGGUAUCUUUAAAGUUACAUUUUAGGCUAUAAGGUAUUGUGCUGUAGGUAUGAGAGAUGUCAAUGAAACAGCUUUUGAAAAUGUCCCUCAGUAAAACAAACAGUAACUUGUUGCAUCACUACUGUCAGUAGGCACAUGUGCCAAGUGAAGUGAGAUUUCAUCCGUGCUUUGAUGUGCCUAAAAAUUGCCAAAAUCAUGCAUCCUUUUGGAACACUGGGGGAAUGAAAAUCACAUAGCAAGAAUGUACCAAACAGUAUUGAUUUGGGAAGUACAGAUUUGUAUUUUUUUUGUGUAGGAAUUAAUUGUAAUAGAGCCUUUUUUUAAAACAUAGAUGACAUACAAUAUGCAUUUACAAGAACCUGUUGCAGCGGGCAGUGCAAGUAAUCAAGACGUCUCACUUUUUAUAACGGAGACCAAGAGUUUGAAGCUUCUGAUGGGCUUUAAUUACAUAAUCUAUUACUAAAAGAUGCUCAACAGAGGUACAUUUAGAAAUACUGAAAUAAUCGUUGUUAUUAUAGUAUUUAACAGAUACUUGCCCAGACUAGGUACCAUAGAAACUUCAGUUUUACAUUUAUGGUUCAAUCCACCUACUUACAAGACUGCAAUUCUCUUGCACUGAUGGCUUCAAGCCAAAAUGAUGGUCAAGUCAGCAAUGUACUUCUGUCUUGAUACACUGGGUUGGUACACUUGUUUAUUAAGAAAAAGCCACAGUAUACUCUAUGAUGUAUACACAUAUCAAUAAGCAGAGAACUAUGUGUAUGUGCUCAGAAAUUGGUACAAGUUGCUUCUUAAAGUAUGUGUGGGCUUUAAUUACCACCAAUGCCAACUUGUGCAUGCCAUUUUUAAACAACUUCAGUAUAUUGUUUACCAUUAUGAGAUAUGAUACUUAGAUGAGAAUAAUGCAGCAAUAGACAAAUGCAUUUCUGCAAAGAUACUCUUUGGUAGUUCUGUUAAAAGUAAAACAACUUCCAUAGUAAAUAUUUCAUUUGACCAUCACUUCUAGGUAACAUUCCUAUUUUAAUGACUCUUGUUCAUGAACAUAUAUCUCUAUUUUUCUGUUGGAUGCAGUUAUUCAAUUGGAUCAUUCAACAGAAUGUUACCAUCUGCUAUGUUUAACACCAGUGUGUCUAGUGGGGAAACACAUCACUAUGGCAUAUUAUCUAGGUCCUACAAGCACAUCCAAAAUUGUAAACAUUCUUAGGACAACUUAUAAGAAGACACAAACCGGAACAUUGGUCUUCUUGACUGAUAUGUUGUUUUUUAAGGUUUUAUCCAAAUAUGAGCACACCUUGGCCAGUUUUUUUUUUUUUUUUAGAUUUCACAACUCCUUUACUUAAGAACAAUUUUAUAGUUCUAUGGAAGCAUCAAUGAACACGGAUAGGGGUAACGAGGGGUAAAUUGCAACGUACCAGUGGUUUAUUCCACUCCAAGCUGACUAACUUCAGGACAAAAAAAAAAUGAACUGUACAAAAUUAUUCCCAAUUUCAGCGUCCUCAUCAGAAGAUUCAGUUAACUAGUUUAUAAAGGUGAAAUAAUAUUACUCGCCUCACACUCUGCUACGGGAAUAGGAUCAAAACUAAAAGUGCAAGUUUAAAAAAAAUGUAACAGCACAUUAGGCAAUAGUUAUAUAUAUUAAAACAAAAACCUUAAAUGCGAUGUAUUAGCAUUGGAAAAGCGUUAUAUUUUUAUUAUUAUUAUACAGGCUGCAAGGUUGUACUAGAAGAUUAAAACCCUUAAUUGCCAUAUACACAUUCAAUGUGAUAGUAUAACUUGGUUUAUGUAAUACAGACAUGAGGGACAUAGAGAACAAAGUCUUCAUGUGUCUAACCAAUAAACAGAUUUGUAAGCAAAUAUUAAGAAAAAGGCGACAAAUCAGAACAAUCAGACUAGCGUAGUCUCUAACUUCACACGACUAACUUAAUCCAAGUUUAGUUUGGUUUCACAGACCCUGAUUAGCACAAAUCUUGGACUGCCAAAUAUUACCAUAGGUAAGUAGUCCAAGGUUAAUGCUAACGGGGGUAUAAUGCCAAUGUUAAAGUGAAACCUGCCAUUUAUGUGGAUCUUAUUUGUGACCUGUCUGGCUGUUUAACGUUAGUCCAAGCAAGUGGCUCUGAUUUACUUAAUCCCCCUGUUGGGUGCAUCAAGUAGACUGCAUUUGGUUCGCUGCAAUUUACCCCAUAUGUUUUAUAUGAUUUUGCCAAGAUUUGGAACGUUGUAAAAAGUGAUUUUCAACAUAGACCCUGUAUGUACUUACAUUCUACUGAUGAAAUAUUUGUAAUUCAGUAUUUACCAAGCUGCAAACGUCUUGCUCCACAAAUAUGGAGACAAUUUAUACAAAUUGUUCAUUUAACUAUCCACACCAAGUAUGAAUCCUUUAUAAUAUAAAUGCGAAACAAAAAUCUAAAUUAUCUUGAAUGAAUGUAUUUGAAGUCUUCAGUAAUUUUGAUAUUGGUAAAAGUAUGGAAAAAAAUGCUUCAUUUGAACUUGUAUUGUUAGGACAUUUCUGUGAACCUAUAUUCAUACAAAUACAGUCCUGCAUUGUAUAGUACUUAUAGCGUUACUAAACGGAAAGGACUGGGGGUGUUGAAAAUAUGAUGGCAGUUGCCUACAAAGGAUUGUCAAAAUGUCUUAAGUUUCUUGUAGUAACUAGUAUUGUAACAAUAAAUGUUUUACAAAAUAAAUCACAAAAAAGUGGUUCAGUUCUAGUACGAAGUUAAGACGUUGAUAAACCUGGCCAAACAAACAACAACGUAAUCAUGCAGUUUAAUUACAUAUUUUAAAGUGUGACCUAUUGUUGUUGACUUUAAAUGCAUGUCAAACCUGUAUGGGGCAUACUGGCAUUGCUCAAUUGCACAGAAACAUUGGUCAGAUGCUAGAUAUUUAGAAAGUUUGAUAAAACGUUGUGUUCUAAAAUACUUUCAAAAUCCAGCUACUAAAAAAGUUAUUAUUAUAUUUAAUAUUAGUAUACUGCACGAUGGAAAGUUGUAUAGUAGUAGGUCAGCUUAAAUACAGUAAAUAUAGUACUGUUUAGAUACAUGUUUACAGUUGCAGUAUAAUCGUCUUGUUGGGCAUGCACAUCUUGAAACACUUCUGCAAAUGAGUUAGUUCCUUUUACAGGACUUGCGACAUUGUACAGGCAAUAUGAAAACACUGCAAUAUACCCUCUUCAAUAAAUGUAAAACAAGUAUUAAUUGAUGUAAUUUAUGUGUCUUUGUCUUUAUCUGGUGUACUAUUUGUAAUAAACGAGAGCUGAAUGUAUUCUUUUAUUAAAAUAAAUUACCCGAAACAAUUUGUUGUGCUGUUAACAAAGGAACGAGUUGCCAAUUAAAAUGUCAUUUAAAGGUACUGUAUAUAGAUUGUAUUGGUCGUUGAUGGUCCCACAGUCAUGGAACGCACGCCUCUGCGUUUGGAAACCUUGGGGAAUUAAUUGACAACGAUAUGCAGGUGUUGAAUAACAUGGGCUAUUUCUUUACAUAAUUAAUUGCACAGUGUUCUAAAAUAGUGGUCAAACAAACUAGUAGUGGAACGAACAAGAUUAUGCAUUUACUCAAAUGUAGUCAAUUAUUCUGAAAGUUGGAGACUUUGCACCACCCAUGAUGACCAGUAAUUCUAGCAAUAACCUGCACAAUUUCUUGUCCUUGCUAUCCUAGUCAAAGCUGAUGCAUUUGAUUUAAAUGUGAUUCAAGAGGGUUAAAUGCCGUAUGAAGAGCAAACAAUGUAUGUGGCUUUAUGAAAAAAUCUAGUCAAUGAUGGAAGUUUAAGCAGCAACAAGGCAAAGCUUUACAAUUUGAUGACUUGCCUGUCAGGAAACCCCAUUGUCUUACAGGCAUGUAUAAAUUCCUUUAUUUCCUGUUGUAAUCAAUUAAAUAAAACUGGUUGUAAUGGUAUGCAGGUUCUUUGUAAUGUGUGUCAAGGUCAAGGCUGAAACAAAAUGUUUUAUUCAGUCAAGAGGUACAGUAGUUCUUUCAAGACAACUAUAUUUAUGAGUGAUUUUUCAAUUUACCAGACUUCAGAGGUCAGGAAGAGAAAAUGCUAAGAUAAGAAAAAUAGUGUGGGAGGCUUUUCUCUGUGUGCUCUCAAUCUGAAUGUAAUUAAGUGAUACAUGUUCUGCAUUGCAGGUUGUUUUGCUUCAGUGAUUGAAUUACAGUAUACUGUACACCCGUUGUUGAUUCAUCCCCAUAAUUGCUAAUUUCCAUUGUUCAAGUUUCUUAAUAAUCU